Molecule: messenger RNA, 1142 nt
Organism: Elaeis guineensis (African oil palm)
Lineage: Eukaryota; Viridiplantae; Streptophyta; Magnoliopsida; Arecales; Arecaceae
Product: single-stranded DNA-binding protein, mitochondrial
Biological process (GO): positive regulation of helicase activity; mitochondrial DNA replication
Cellular component (GO): mitochondrial nucleoid
Molecular function (GO): single-stranded DNA binding
Source: RefSeq, a predicted model, not a curated record
AUUACGAACGACCCAAUGCGCUAGGGUUUCAGUAGGGUUUAAGCGAAGAAACAACGAGACCAGAGGCAAGCUCCUUCCAUGGCCUCUUCCUCCUUAUCCUCCUUCGCCUCGCUCUCGAGACGUCUAAUCUCUCGCUCUCUCCUGCCCCACCCGUUCCGCUCAUCCGCCCGCUUCUUCUCCAGUCCCCUCGCCGGCGGCGAGUCCGACUCCGACGAUCCCCGGCUCGACACCGAUCAAUCCACUCCGCAGUCUUCGUCCUCCUCUUCGGGCGGAACUCCUCAGCAGCGCCUCCCAUUCCAACGCCCUCUCGAGAACGGCCUCGACCCAGGGGUCUACAAGGCUAUAUUGGUCGGGAAGGUCGGGCAGAGGCCGGUCCAGAAGCAGCUGAAGAGCGGGCGGACAGUGGUGCUGUUUUCCCUUGGGACGGGAGGGAUUCGGAACAACCGGCGGCCGCUCGACAACGAGCAGCCAAGGGAGUAUGCCGACCGGUGUGCUGUGCAGUGGCACCGGGUCUGUCUGUACGCGGAGCGGCUCGGCGACCUCGCACUCAAGCACGUCAAGCCCGGAUCUGUUUUGUAUUUAGAAGGCAACCUGGAGACCAAAGUGUUUAGUGAUCCAAUAACUGGACUUGUUAGACGCAUAAGAGAAAUUGCUAUCCGCCGAGAUGGUCGUCUUGUUUUUCUUGGUAAUGAUGAUGAUACUGGCCAAUCAGAGGAAGCAGAGUUGAGAGGUGUGGGCUAUCACUAAGAUGAUCUUAAAGAUGAACCUGGAUAAGACAUUGUUGUAGAGAUGAAAAGCACAAUGCUGCCUGUUUUCAGCGUGUAAGAAAUGUCCAUAUAUGAUUUUUCCAUUGCUGAAUCUGAUAAUCAACCAAGCAGCUGUGCGCUCAGAGUCAGCCUUCGGCUGGGUCGGAUGCUUUUAGCUGAUGAUUGGGAAUGGCUGUGAAAAUGCAGGGUAUGAUGAAACACAUUUACUGCAGAUUUUAUAAUUACAUUUUUCGAGCAUGUUAAUCGAUCAAAUUUACCAUUUGGUGAGGCUAUUUUUUUUGGGUUACUUUAUCUUUUCUUCCAACCCUGUCCAAACACUUUUUUCAGUGCUGCUUAUUCAAAAUAAUUUUGUUAUGUUAUGAAUUACUUUUCAUC